UAGCAAGCUUUAUGGCAAGUCCAUUCUUGUUAUAUACGGUACUGCCACCUGGUAGGUUGUGCCGCAGUUUCUUUUCAAAAGCGGCAGCUCUCAACGGCUCCUGUCGCAAUCAAUGAACAGACGUGAAAUAAAUAAUUUGAAAUAACGCCACUGAGAUAUUCAUACAGCGAGUACGUUAAAUAGAAACUACAAAAGUAAACACGAGACGAAAGCUGUGAAUUCCUUGUUGUGAAUAAAGUACAAGGGCAGAAUGAAUUCCGCAAUUGUACAUCUGGAGCAGAGCGUACGUGAAGCCGACGGCAAGCUGGACAUGAUCACCUGGCAAAUCGACGCGUUUGAAAAGGAAUUUCAGGACCCGGACAACGAGAUAUCUGUGCUCAGACUCUUACGUUCAGUAACCCAGGUGAAAGAAGAAUAUCAAACGUUACGCCGUGACAUCCUCGAGGUUCAACAACUCCAGAAGCAACUUUCAGACUCUUUGAAAACUCAGCUUUCUCAGAUUCAAGGCCAUUUUAACAUUCUGCGCAACAAAAUAGUUGGACAAAAACCAACUCCGCAGCUAAAGUAGAAAUGAAAUGAAAACUGAGAUCACUAUUACGUGUUGCUUUAGUUUAUUUAGAACGUAAUAAAAAUAAUUUCUACUGAUUAUUUCUACCGGUAAUAACAGUCACACUUUGUGGGAAAAUUUUUAUUCACAAACUAAACUUAGUUUUUCAGAAAUGAAUAAAAGUAACGAUGAGUCUGACAACGACACUUAUUCGUUUUAUUCAUCAUAAAUCAUUUAAAAUUUUACUGGUUUCGUUUCACAGGCUUUAGAACAAGUGAAAUGUUUGACAAAUAAUUCAUUUGGUAUGUAUGUUUUCAAUUGUGGUGUUGGGGCCAAUCAGAGAACAUGGGUUUUUAUUUAAUUAAAUAUGGGGGAAUGAAAUCAGUAAGAUUUAAAUACUAAAUGUAUAAGUCAAUUGACAUUGGCAAACGUUCUUAGCAUUUGAAGGUAAUUUGCAAGUCUCGAAAGUACAAGAACGAAAAGUGGUGUCAGACUUUGAAUAAUGGGUUGUAAAUGGAACAGUCAAAAUCUGUGUAGACAGAAUUAUUUAAUUAAUACCACGAUUUUCGAUCUGAUCUCAUGAAAAGUUUUUAAUUCAAUUAAAAAU
Messenger RNA from Diprion similis, 1154 nucleotides. RefSeq lists its product as uncharacterized. Bases 251 to 568 code for a protein of 105 amino acids. NCBI's taxonomy places the organism in Eukaryota, Metazoa, Arthropoda, Insecta, Hymenoptera, Diprionidae. The record is from RefSeq and is a predicted model, not a curated record. The transcript has 3 exons.